Striga asiatica is the source of this 627-nucleotide messenger RNA. Lineage: Eukaryota; Viridiplantae; Streptophyta; Magnoliopsida; Lamiales; Orobanchaceae. The record is from the annotation of a GenBank genome assembly.
AUGCCGUUGGACUUUCCGGAUAUUCAACUGCAUGUCAAGAUACUUCUUCUCAGAUAUCGAGGCAAGUAUGAUUUUCAAAUUCGGGAUGUCUUUCUCGGCAAUAAUCACCGAGAACGCAUCCCAAUUCAUCACCUCAAAGAACGGGGGAACAAAGUUAUCAGAGAUUAUAACCGGAACACACUCGUAAAAUAUAGCCUCAACUAUUCUCGGACUGUUGACUUCAUAGCCCUUUGGGCAGAUGCAGUAUCUGCUGCUUUUCAUAAGCUGUAUGUAGUUCAUCUUGCUGGCAACGCCAGCUGGCAUUCGGCCCAGCAUUUUCAUAUCUGGCUCCUUGUUCUCCCAGUGUUCGAGCAAGAUUGGGUGGAGGUAGCCGUGCAUGCUUCCUGCGUAAAAUGCGAGUGUUUGUCUCUGAGAAGAGAUGGAGAGGGAGAUGUGCAAGUGAUGCAAUACCCAGUCAUGACAGGCAACAAGAAAAUGAUCUGCUCCGCCAGUUCUGUUCCAGAAUCGCUUACUAAUCAUACUCUCAACGAGACCAAAGUUCUGAGGCAGCAAGAAGAAGAGACGAUAGGAUUUCCUGGUCACGCUCUGAAGACCAUCUCGGUCUCUACAAUCAAAUCACAAAAAUAA